This is a messenger RNA of Cuscuta europaea, 5338 nucleotides long. The record is from the annotation of a GenBank genome assembly. Lineage: Eukaryota; Viridiplantae; Streptophyta; Magnoliopsida; Solanales; Convolvulaceae.
UGUGAAUAAGCCUCCACCGUAGAGAAAAUGGCAAGAAGAAAACAAGGAGCUCAAAUAAUUGCAUUGCAUACACUUGCAAACAAAGCACUGUAGCAACCAGUGCUUAUCAUUUCAUCAGCUUCGGCAAUCAAGAAAGCACUGUAACAAAUGAAGAAAAUUUACAAGUGAGUAGCGGCUAGCCCUGUUUGCAGAAAGAAAUCAAGAAGGUGCCAAUCACAUCUCAUGAAGAUGGAAGUAAAAGUCAACCAGAAAUUAUUUUCACCACCUUCAUUUCAGGAUUUUUGAUGCUCUAGCUCCUUCUUCCACUGCUAUAUAAAGAGCCAUUUGGGAGCUGAAAAGAGGACACCAAGUUCUGAUAGAAAUCAUUCUUCUCUUUUCUUUAGUUUAUACGAAGUAUUAGUAGCCAUAUAAUAAAAGUGAUUCUGCCAAGAACACUUCCUGUAUAGAUUUCAGUUUAUAAUUCUCAGUUCCAGAAUUUUAACUUGUGAUAUUUGGUAUUGAAGUUCAUUUGGGUUUAUCAGUUCGUUCAAUCAGUUCCAGCUUAAUUCAAGGAUUUCAACUUUUCUAUUCCAGCCCAUCUAUGUUCUUCAUUAUUUUAUGCCUUCAGAAUUCAGACUUGAUGCCUUUGAGAAUGCCCGGCUCUACAAGGAAAGAGCAAAGAAAUGGCACGAUGGGAGAAUCCUUAGGAGAGACUUUUCUCCUGGAGAUAGUGUGCUACUAUUCAACUCAAGGCUAAAACUCUUUCCAGGAAAGCUGAAAUCAAAAUGGUCUGGACCUUUCAAAGUUAUCCAAGCCUAUCCAUCCGGGGCAAUCAUUCUGGAGGGAAAUGAUGGGAGGCAAUUUACUGUCAAUGGCCAAAGAGUUAAUCAAUAUCAUGAAGGAGAUGACACAAAGGAGAAACUCACUGUUGAUCUGGACAAUCCUCCUUACGAGUAAAACACUCAGGUAAUGUCGGGCACACGACGCUAAAAAUAGCGCUUCUUGGGAGGCAACCCAAGUUUAUUUCCUUGCAUUUGUAUGUGUGUUUUGUUUGUGUGUUUGCAUUGCAUUUUUUUUCCCACCCAUUUACUCACCCGCCCUGUAUAUAUUUGUCACAUCGAGGACGAUGUUUCAUCCUAAGUGUGGGGGGAGAAUACGCAUGUUUGUUUGUUUGCUUGUGAAUUGCCUUAUCAUCUCUUUAACUUACAAAUCAUGCAUUCUAUUCUUUCACAUGGUAUGUGGAUUGUUGGCGGGACUUGUCUCUUAAUAAUUGGAUUGAGAAUCAUAAUUUUGAGUGUUGAGUAAAAUUUUGGUCAAAUUUUAAACUUUGUACAGACACAAUACAUCUCAUGCACGCAAAUGGUUAUCUAGUGAAAUUGUUGUUCAACAUGUUUAAGAUUGUGCAAAACAAGAGUGCUAUGUGCUUUUAUUUUCCUUGACAUGAUCUUCUCACUUAGCACAUUAGGAAAUGAUAUAGGCCGUUUUUCAAAAAAAAAACCAUAUACCUAGCCUUACCCAUGUGAUAAAUAUCCCUUGUUCACCCCUUUGAGCCAUUUCUUGUAAUAAGCGUUAUAUGCUUAACCCUGUUUUUGUUAUUUUCUUUCAUGACAACCCGUUAUAUGUGAACCUUAACCUAAAAGUCAAACACUUUCCAUCCACCCUAGAAUGAACUUGCAUAAAUUUUAAUGAUUUUAGAGAGUGUCAUUCACCUUAAGGGAGCUUCAUUUACACUUUUGUGAUUACUUAGUUGUUAAUAUUCAUUUAUAGGGGUAGUUGUUCUUGUUGUAUCAUCAUUGUACAUAUUAUUCUUGUAAAUUCUUAUUGUUAGAAGCAUGAAAUAAGCCUUGAAAAAAAAAAAGAAAAAAAAGAAAAAAAUAUAAAAAAAGAAAAGAAGAAGAAGAAAAAGUGAACAAGGCUAAAUGUCAAUGUAUAAGCUUCUCUCUUUUGUAUAUUUUUCUUGUACAUUAAAUUACUCUUUUUACUACCCCUAACUGUUGAAAAUAACAAGUGUUGUAUAGAUUAUUGUCAAAAGCUCCUACUCAUUACUUAGUACCUCUUUAAAUUUGUUAAAUUUAUGUCAAGUUCAUUCCUUUUGUUUCCUCAUUAAUUCCCUUUGUUCAUAAGCCUUUUCCCACAGACCCUAUAACCCAAUGUGAAAAGUCCUAAUUGAUCUUAAUUGUGUUUUGUCUGAAAUAAGUUGAUAGGAAAAUCUUAUUUUGCAUAAUUUUGCAUGGUUGAACAAACGAAGCUAGAUUCCAUUUUCACAUCACACACUUUGCGUUUGUUAGAGUUAAGAUUUGACCAAAACUUUUCAGAUGAUAUGCAAAAUAUUUGUAUGAUUCUUACUACUCUUAUUUUGUGACAAGUCAAGGGAAUUUGAUUGAUCAGGUGGAGUGAAAGGAAAGUGUGCAUGAUUUUAGGGUUGUACAUAUGAUUUGGCAAAUUAAUUUAUGCUUGUUUGCUUGCUUGUGUGAAAUGUAAAUAUUUUUGCUUGAGGACAAGCAAAAUCUUAAGUAUGGGGGAGUUGAUGUACUCCUAAUUUACCAUAUUUAUGAUCUUGUUUUGUCACACUUUUAAUAUUUUAUUUCUCAUUUUUUAAAUGAAAAGGAUUGAUUUUUAUCAUCUUGGACAUUUUAAUGUAUUGCACACUUGUUUUGGUAUAUUUUUGAGUUUCAGGAUAAUUCGGGACGUAUAUUAAUUUCUGAAAAGAAAUUCAUAUUACUCCCGAGUGAAGACAGAAAAAUCAUCAAAGUGAAGCGGUCCUUGUUUUUAAACUCCGAAAUUUUCAUCAAGAGACCUGAGAUUUACUUCAGAAUAAACCAGACUGUCGGCAAUAAAAUGUACCAGUUAACUGUUGACCAGUUAACUGAUCAAACAGCUAUCCGGCCAUAAUAAAUAAGUGGCCGAAAAAGAGCCAAGUUGACAAGGCUAUUCACUCAAUGUGAAUAAGCCUCCACCGUAGAGAAAAUGGCAAGAAGAAAACAAGGAGCUCAAAUAAUUGCAUUGCAUACACUUGCAAACAAAGCACUGUAGCAACCAGUGCUUAUCAUUUCAUCAGCUUCGGCAAUCAAGAAAGCACUGUAACAAAUGAAGAAAAUUUACAAGUGAGUAGCGGCUAGCCCUGUUUGCAGAAAGAAAUCAAGAAGGUGCCAAUCACAUCUCAUGAAGAUGGAAGUAAAAGUCAACCAGAAAUUAUUUUCACCACCUUCAUUUCAGGAUUUUUGAUGCUCUAGCUCCUUCUUCCACUGCUAUAUAAAGAGCCAUUUGGGAGCUGAAAAGAGGACACCAAGUUCUGAUAGAAAUCAUUCUUCUCUUUUCUUUAGUUUAUACGAAGUAUUAGUAGCCAUAUAAUAAAAGUGAUUCUGCCAAGAACACUUCCUGUAUAGAUUUCAGUUUAUAAUUCUCAGUUCCAGAAUUUUAACUUGUGAUAUUUGGUAUUGAAGUUCAUUUGGGUUUAUCAGUUCGUUCAAUCAGUUCCAGCUUAAUUCAAGGAUUUCAACUUUUCUAUUCCAGCCCAUCUAUGUUCUUCAUUAUUUUAUGCCUUCAGGGAUAGAGCGAGACGCUCUGGAAUCUCACUAAGAUCCGUCGUCUUCUUCACUCUCCAGACGCCUGUGCGGCAACGAUGCCACCGGCGGAGGGGCGCAAACUGGUGGCCGGCACAUCAAGGUCCACCUACGCAGCGGCGGUAAGGAAACUCAUCCCUGGCCAUCUACUGCAGUCCCAACCGAUCUCUUUCUUGGCCAUCUACUGCAGUCCCAACCGAUCUCUUUCUCGGACAUCGAUUAACUUUCGCUCAGUGCCAAGGGCGGUCGAUUCAAAGGAUUCCCUAUGGUCAACUUCUCAGAUUCCGAUUUACAGGUUUUAUCGGUUAAUUUCCAUUUGGCUCUUGUAGGUUCCUUCCCUAAUGGACCCCCCCCCCCCCCCUAUUCCCCUACUUCUGGUUUGUAUCUUGGGUUUCAUUCUAGAAUUCCUGUUGAAUUUUUUUCCUCUUGUUUCUACAUUAGUUGUAUCAUCUCUUAGUGCUCAUCGGGUCGGAUCCAUAGAUGACCCGAAUGUUCUUCCUUGUGUUGGCAAUGACGCUUAUUCAGCUGCUCCACCCGGUCAGCUUUCUCCACAAGUCCUUUACGUUGCACAUGUCGAUCUCUAUUUAUGCAUUUCUAUUUUCAUCUGUAUUUCCGUGAUUUUGCCAACAUUUCUUUUAAUUAUGUUUGUGAUUGUAGUGCUUAACUUUUCCGUGUAAAGAUGAAUGCUUUUUAGUUUUUUUUAUUUCACAGUUUACGAAUCCUCUUUCAGUGGGUUGAGCAUCUUGCAACAGAGGUCUCCCAUCGUUAAGGAUGAUAUAGUAUUUGAGAGGCAAAGUAAUUUAUUUGCUUUGGCAAUUGCAAAUGUUGUGCUAAUAAACAUUAUCCUCUCCUUGGCCCUUUGUGCAAACUCCAUUGAAUCAAUUGAGUUAUAUUCUGCAGAACAAUAUCCAAAAGGAUUGGUUGGAGGUUGUAUGCUCAGUUCAGGAUCGUGCAAUUUCCAAAUUUGGUGAAAGACUAAGUCGGAGAUACCUAUCUGUCUGAGUGCGUACAACACUCUGAGUUUGGGAAUUCAAAUACUUAAUAGUGCAAGAUUCAAUGCUAACUUCGAUGCUAAAACAUGUUUUACUCUUUUAGUAUAUGGAAAUAUGUUUAAUGAGUGAGUGGCUAAAUUUGGGAGGGAAAUGAGCAGAUCAAACCUUAUUUUGCAAAAAGGGGUGUACAAAGUGAUCUAGGAGCUGGAGAAGUUGCAACUAGUUACCUCUUCAUUGGCCAAAAUAGUUAAGAAGGACUGAAAGACAAGCAAUUAGAAUUCUGGUUUCUACUCAAAGAAAACUUCACGUUGUUCCUUUUACUUACUUAGUUCUAAACAAUGACAAAUAAUUUAAAAUUUUCUUUUCUUAACCUAUUCAAAAUGAUUUAUAAUGUCGGCAGUUACUUUUUGUGGCAUGUAUGUACGAGUGUGCAUGAGUAAGUAUUAGAAUUGUGAAGAUGUCCUUUUCGAGUCUGUUCAUAUUUUCUUUCAUUUUAAAGUCAUCAACUUGAUUAUAAAUCUCAUGGGUUGUAGUAAUAAGGAAUUUCAACAAUCAGUCAAGGAUCUGAAAGAGACUGCAGAGGAGCUGAUCUAGGAGCUGAUCUAGGAACUGGAGAAGUUGCAGCUAGCUGCCUCUUCAUUGGCCAAAAUAGUUGUCUUUGUAUUGACAAGUGUACCAGUGAUCUAGUAGCUUUUUGUUCUUUAUUAUUUUUUGUUGUUGGGUAUGCCCCUUUUAUUAAUUUAGCAUGUACAUUCACAUGUGUGAGAAUUUUAGAUAUAAUAAAAAUGUUUGAAAUUUUGGUUA